Molecule: messenger RNA, 1011 nt
Organism: Exophiala xenobiotica
Lineage: Eukaryota; Fungi; Ascomycota; Eurotiomycetes; Chaetothyriales; Herpotrichiellaceae
Exons: 3
Coding region: 1-1011 (336 amino acids)
Source: RefSeq, a predicted model, not a curated record
AUGGCAAAACAGAACUUGCUCGUGGUAAUUGGUGCGACUGGAACGCAAGGCGGAUCAGUCGUGGAUGCUUUCCGUGGCGAGCCAACAUGGAAGAUUCGAGGAAUUACAAGAAAUGUAUCCGCGUCAAGGGCCAAACGUCUGUCAACGCUUGGUGUGGAAAUGGUUGAAGCGGAUCUCGACGACGUCGACUCGCUUAGUUGCGCCUUCCAGGGGGCCACUGUUGUCUACGGGGUCACAGACUUCUGGAAGCCCUUGAGUGAUCCCUCUCUUACCAAAACCCGCAAACCAGGUCAAAGUCUCAGUCGUUGGGCUUACGAAUACGAGUUACAACAGGGAAAGAACAUCUUUGAUGCAGCAGCCAAGAUCAACACAUUGGAACGAUUGAUCUUUUCCACCAUUGCCGAUGUGGCGGAGCAUAGUGAGGGAAAGUACACAAGGGCUUACCAUGCCGACACAAAGGCCCACGCAGAGCAGUAUGGCAAGCAGCAAUAUCCUGAACUCUGGAGGAAGACGAGUACGAUACAAGUCGGUGUGUACCUUUCAAAUUUCGCAGAGCUCUCCACCGAGAUGCCUAAGAAGGAAGCGGACGGCUCUUACAAUUUUGUCAAUCAAUUUCACGCCCACACGCCUCUCCCCUUGAUAGCCGCGGAUAAAGAUACAGGACCCCUUGUAAGGGCCUUGCUCGAGGAACCGGCCGGGACGAAACUUAUGGGAUAUCGUGCGUGGAUGACGUUCGGCACAUUCGUCGAAACUUGGAGCAGGAUUCUCAACGUCAAAGCACAAGUAACUACUCUCCCCAUCCAAGAUAUUCUGGAUGGCAUGCCAGGUGAUAUGGAUCCCGACGUAAGAGAGAUGCUGGCAGAGGGUAUGGCGAACAUGACCGAGUUUGGAUACAAGUUGAGAGAGGAUCCUGUAUUGACGCAGCCUCAUGGUCUCAAGUCACCGCCCCAUUUGGGGUCAGUGGAAGAGUGGAUUAAGGAGCAGGAUUGGUCAACUGUCUUGAACUCGUGA